UCCGGGAUGCGGAGCCGGGGGCCGCCGGUGGAGCUGUGCGGGGUGAGAGGUGCGGGGAAGGGGGCUGCCUGCUGCCCUCGCCCUCGUCCCCCACCGGCGGGCCCCGGCAGGAAUUCAGGAGCCGCGCGGCCAGGGCCUCUUAGAGCCCUAACGUUUGGGGGGGACAGGUGAACCCAUCGCCCUACCCCCACCCCGCCCCGCCUGGGCAGCUGAAUCAGCGGGGCCGACCCUGCCUUCUUAAGGAGGCAUUUUCUUGCUCCUGCGGAGGCCCCCCAGCCAUGAACCCCAGGAGCCCCCUAGGACUCGCAGGGACUGUCCCCCAUCCUGGCCGCCAGGGCCCGCCCUCUGCAUCCCGCGGGCAGCCUGUGUGAAGCGGCCUCCCGCAGCCCCCGGCCCCUCCCCCAUGGAAGAGGAGGAGGGGACGGCGGCCAAGGAGUGGGGCACGACCCCCACGGGGCCUGUCUGGACCGCGGUGUUCGACUACGAGGCGGCGGGCGACGAGGAGCUGACCCUGCGGAGGGGCGACCGCGUCCAGGUGCUUUCCCAGGACUGUGCGGUGUCGGGCGACGAGGGCUGGUGGACCGGGCAGCUACCCAGCGGCCGUGUGGGCGUCUUCCCCAGCAACUACGUGGCCCCCAGCGCCCCGGCCGCGCCCGCAGGCCUCCAGCUUCCUCAGGAGAUCCCCUUCCACGAGCUGCAGCUAGAGGAGAUCAUCGGUGUAGGGGGCUUUGGCAAGGUCUACAGGGCCUUGUGGCGUGGCGAGGAGGUGGCCGUCAAGGCCGCCCGGCUAGACCCCGAACGGGACCCAGCAGUGACAGCAGAGCAGGUGCGCCAGGAGGCCCGACUCUUUGGAGUCCUGCAGCACCCCAACAUCAUUGCCCUCAGAGGUGCCUGCCUCAGCCCCCCACACCUCUGCCUAGUGAUGGAAUAUGCCAGGGGAGGUGCACUGAGCAGGGUGCUGGCAGGUCGCCGUGUGCCCCCUCACGUGCUGGUCAACUGGGCUGUGCAGGUGGCCCGGGGCAUGAACUACCUACACAGUGAUGCCCCUGUGCCCAUCAUCCACCGGGACCUCAAGUCCAUCAACAUCCUUAUUCUGGAGGCCAUUGAGAACCACAGCCUCUCAGACACGGUGCUCAAGAUCACAGACUUUGGCCUCGCCCGCGAGUGGCACAAGACCACCAAAAUGAGUGCCGCAGGGACAUACGCCUGGAUGGCUCCAGAGGUUAUCCGUCUCUCCCUCUUCUCCAAGAGCAGUGAUGUCUGGAGCUUCGGGGUGCUCCUCUGGGAGCUGCUGACGGGUGAGGUCCCGUACCGUGAAAUCGACGCCUUGGCCGUGGCGUACGGCGUCGCUAUGAAAAAGCUGACGUUGCCCAUUCCCUCCACAUGCCCUGAGCCCUUUGCCCGCCUACUGGAGGCUCUGUGGAAGCAGUUUGUCCACAGUCCCUCAAAGUCCUGCCUUCCGCUGAGCAGGCCGAUGCCCCAGAACAUGGCCCCUGACAUCUCCACUCCCACUGCUGCCCUCCCCACCCCCACCCCAGAAUGCUGGGACCCAGACCCCCAUGGCCGGCCAGAUUUCCGCAGCAUCUUGAAGCAGCUUGAAGUUAUCGAACAGUCAGCCCUGUUCCAGAUGCCGCUGGAGUCCUUCCACUCGCUGCAGGAAGACUGGAAGCUGGAGAUUCAGCACAUGUUCAAUGACCUCCGGACCAAGGAGAAGGAGCUCCGGAGCCGCGAGGAGGAGCUGCUACGGGCGGCACAGGAGCAGCGCUUCCAGGAGGAGCAGCUGCGGCGGCGGGAGCAGGAACUGGCCGAGCGCGAGAUGGACAUUGUGGAGCGGGAGCUGCACCUGCUCAUGUGCCAGCUGAGCCAGGAGAAGCCCAGAGUCCGCAAACGCAAGGGCAACUUCAAGCGCAGCCGCCUGCUCAAGCUUCGGGAAGGCGGCAGCCACAUCAGCCUGCCCUCCGGCUUUGAGCAUAAGAUCACAGUUCAGGCCUCUCCAACCCUGGACAAGCGGAAAGGAUCCGAUGGGGCCAGCCCUCCUGCAAGCCCGAGCAUCAUCCCCCGGCUGAGAGCCAUUCGCUUGACUCCCGUGGAUGGUGGUAGCAGUGGGACGUGGGGCCGCAGUGGGCCCCCAAAGAAGGAAGAACUGGUUGGGGGCAAGAAGAAGGGCCGGACCUGGGGGCCCAGCUCCACGUUGCAGAAGGAGCGGGCUGGAGGAGAGGAGAGGCUGAAGGCCCUGGGGGAAGGAAGCAAACAGUGGUCAUCAAGUGCCCCCAACCUGGGUAAAUCCCCGAAACACACACCCAUCGCCCCAGGCUUUGCCAGCCUCAAUGAGAUGGAGGAGUUCGCGGAGGCAGACGGAGGCAGCAGCGUGCCCCCCUCCCCCUACACCACCCCAUCCUACCUCACCGUGCCGCUGCCCCCCGAGCCCUCCCCGGGCGCGCCCGCGCCCCCCACCCGGUCUGGGCCUAGUGGCCGGCGGCGCUGCGAGCUGGCCCUGCUGGGCUGCGCCUCGCUGCUGGGCGCUGUGGGCCUGGGCGCCGACGUGGCCGAGGCGCGUGUGGCCGACGGCGAGGAACAGCGGCGCUGGCUCGAUGGCCUCUUUUUCCCCCGCGCCGGCCGCCUCCCGCGGGGUCUCAGCUCGCCCGGGCGCUCCCCGGGCCGCCGCGACGACGCCUCCCCUGGCCAGGGCCUGGUGCCUUCGGCCACCCUUGUGUCGCUGUCGUCCGUGUCUGACUGCAACUCCACGCGUUCGCUGCUGCGCUCGGACAGCGAUGAGGCUGCGCCGGCUGCGCCCUCCCCGCCGCCCUCCCCACCCAGCACCAACCCACUGGUGGACCUGGAGCUGGAGAGCUUCAAGAAGGACCCCCGCCAGUCGCUCACGCCCACCCACGUCACCGCCGCGCGUGCUGUGAGCCGCGGGCACCGGCGGACGCCAUCGGACGGGGCGCUGGGGCAGCGGGGGGCGCCCGAGCACGCAGGCCCCCACCCUGGCCCUCGAGACCCCCUGGACUUCCCCCGCCUGCCUGACCCUCAAGCCCUGUUCCCAGCCCACCGCCGGCCCCCUGAGUUCCCUGGCCGUCCUACCACCCUGACCUUUGCCCCGAGACCCCGGCCAGCUGCCAGCCACCCCCGCCUGGACCCCUGGAAACUGGUCUCCUUUGGCCGGACACUCAGCAUCUCACCUCCGAGCAGGCCAGACACUCCAGAGAGCCCUGGGCCCCUCAGCAUGCAGCCCACACUGCUUGACAUGGACAUGGAGGGGCAAAGCCAAGACAGCACAGUGCCCCUGUGCGGGGCCGACGGCUCUCGCUGAGGCCUGCCCACCACCGCCCGCCUGGGCAGCUAUGAAUGUAGUGCCCCAGGCCCUGCCCCUGCCCACUGUGCCACAGGUGGGGGAGGCCCUGGGCAGGAUACUCUAUUUAUUGGGGAAAAGGGGGGAGGGGGACCAG
Manis pentadactyla (Chinese pangolin) is the source of this 3449-nucleotide messenger RNA. RefSeq names its product mitogen-activated protein kinase kinase kinase 10 (gene MAP3K10). Gene Ontology annotation, molecular function: ATP binding; JUN kinase kinase kinase activity; protein binding. NCBI's taxonomy places the organism in Eukaryota, Metazoa, Chordata, Mammalia, Pholidota, Manidae. The transcript has 10 exons. Bases 404 to 3313 code for a protein of 969 amino acids. The record is from RefSeq and is a predicted model, not a curated record. Gene Ontology annotation, biological process: positive regulation of apoptotic process; protein phosphorylation.